AUGAAUAACAGCGAGAUAAUAUCUUUGGUGAGAAAUAAUCUCGUUCAUCAGCAACUGUGGACGGAUGUUGACCAACACGAGUUGGUUGCGGAUCAACUUUACGUCUUUUCAGGUCUCCCACCAAAUAAAUUAAGUAACGACGAUGAGCUCCUUUGCAAAGAAUGGGUCAUUCCUGUGGAGCUCUCGCAAUACCGCCCAGGAUUGCUGACUUUAGAGGUCUUACAAAGUAUUUUUGAUAAGAUAAAAUGUAAGAGACUUACGCUGGGUAUUACAAAUGAUGAUGGAACUGUGGUGUAUUAUUUCGUAUACAAGGGACUACACAAGCCCAAGCAGAAUUAA
This is a messenger RNA of Lachancea fermentati, 339 nucleotides long. NCBI's taxonomy places the organism in Eukaryota, Fungi, Ascomycota, Saccharomycetes, Saccharomycetales, Saccharomycetaceae. The record is from the annotation of a GenBank genome assembly.